UUCAGCGAGCGCGUUUCAAAUCAAUCAGAAGAGACCCUCUCACAAAAUUUUACCGAUCCUCUCGCUCAAUUAAAUAAUUCAAUAAAUUUAUAUCUUAGAAAUAGAUACAAAAAAAAAUAUUUGAUCCUUCACAAAAGACGUUUGAACUACUCUUUAAUCCUCUCUCAACCAUCACUGGCGUAAUCCUAAGAUUAAAACGUAAACAGUGCGUGUUGUGCGUGUUUUCUAUUCAUUAUAAAUAUAUAGAUAAAGGAAGAAAAGGAAGGGUGAAGGAGAACAUAAUUUGGCGCUCCGAAUUAAUUGGUUCGCUCGCUCCACGCGAAAUUAUGUAAUGCAAUAGCACACGAAUCCCAAUUUACGGAAAGAUUGAUAAAUUACAACGUUUUCGAACGAAAAUAAAUUGAACGUUUCUGCAAUAUUACUAAUUGUGAUCGUGCACUGUGAUCGGAUCGUAAAAGUCGUCCGGCAAAGCAGCACAGAAGAAAGUGAUAAGAUUUUGUUAAAGUAAUUGGUUCGUGAUAAACGGAGAGUAAUCUACAGGAAUGGCUUUCGCUGCAGCUCGUAUGAUCCUCAAAGAUAAGCGAAGAAAACCAUCGAAAGAAGAAUUUGUGCCGCCCAGACAUCGCAGCAAGGCGCGCAGCGGCAGCGCAAGUAGCUAUAGAAGUCUCAGUCAGGCAAGAAACAAACCGGCCGAUGGGAGUGUUGGACACGUCGGACAAAAGCAAGGUUCGGGUCCGAGGACUCCUACCCAUGGAUCUAAGGGUGGACAGCAGAAGGGCUCCGUUAAGCAGGGCCAGAAACCUGCGACUCAGCAGAAAGGGCAACUCAUUAAGCAGGCGCCUGCAAAGGCUGCUUCUGCUGUGGUCACCACUCCGACCUCAACCACUGUCAAGAACACCAAGAACAAGAAGAAGGGAAAACAUCAUCAGCACGACCUCAUCGUCACCAUCAAUCUGAACGAGUAUGGGUUGUCGGAGGAUCAGGUGGCUGAGUUCAAGGAGGCUUUCAUGCUCUUCGAUAAAGACGAGGAUGGGAACAUCACGAUGGCUGAGCUCGGAGUUGUCAUGAGAUCAUUAGGGCAACGUCCGACUGAAACCGAAUUGCGAGACAUGGUCAACGAAGUUGACCAGGAUGGGAAUGGAACCAUCGAGUUCAACGAGUUCCUUCAGAUGAUGUCCAGGAAGAUGAAAGAUUCAGAUGGAGAGGACGAAUUGCGUGAGGCUUUCAGGGUAUUCGACAAGAACAACGACGGAUUGAUCUCUUCGAACGAGCUUAGGCAUGUCAUGACUAGUCUUGGGGAACGGCUUUCCGAGGAGGAAGUGGAUGACAUGAUCAAGGAAGCAGAUUUGGAUGGAGACGGUCAGGUCAACUACGACGAAUUCGUCACCAUUUUAACUUCAAAGCAUUAGGCCCAAAGGUACAACAACAAAGAAAAAAA
This is a messenger RNA of Nicrophorus vespilloides, 1438 nucleotides long. Its product is annotated as neo-calmodulin-like. Gene Ontology annotation, molecular function: enzyme regulator activity; calcium ion binding. The transcript is spliced from 8 exons. The record is from RefSeq and is a predicted model, not a curated record. Lineage: Eukaryota; Metazoa; Arthropoda; Insecta; Coleoptera; Silphidae. The coding region runs from base 543 to 1409 and encodes 288 amino acids.